AGUAGAUGCGGCGGUCAUGGACGGUGGUUACGAUCAAACCGGAGGAGCCUCUAGAUACUUUCACAACCUCUUCAGGCCUGAGCUUCAACACCAGCUUCAACCUCAGCCUCAACUUCAGCCUUUGCCUCAGCCUCAACAGCAGCAAUCAGAUGAUGAAUCUGACUCCAACAAGGAUCCGGGUUCCGACCCAGUUACCUCGGGUUCAACUCCUGGAAAACGUCCACGUGGACGUCCUCCGGGAUCUAAGAACAAGCCGAAGCCACCGGUGAUAGUUACAAGAGAUAGCCCCAACGUGCUUAGAUCUCAUGUUCUUGAAGUCUCAUCUGGAGCCGACAUAGUUGAGAGCGUUACCACUUACGCUCGCCGGAGAGGGAGGGGUGUCUCCAUACUCAGUGGUAACGGCACGGUGGCUAACGUCAGUAUCCGUCAGCCGGCAGCGGCUCAUGGGGCUAAUGGUGGAACCGGAGGUGUUGUGGCUCUACAUGGAAGGUUUGAGAUACUUUCCCUCACCGGUACGGUGUUACCUCCGCCUGCGCCGCCGGGAUCCGGUGGUCUUUCUAUCUUUCUUUCCGGCGUUCAAGGUCAGGUGAUCGGAGGAAACGUGGUGGCUCCGCUUGUGGCUUCGGGUCCAGUGAUACUAAUGGCUGCAUCGUUCUCUAAUGCAACUUUCGAAAGACUUCCGCUUGAAGAUGAAGGAGGAGAAGCGGCAGGAGGAGAAGUUGGAGAAGUUGGAGAAGGAGGAGGAGGAGGAGGAGGAGGAGGUGGUGGUCCACCGCCGGCCACGUCAUCAUCACCACCUUCUGGAGCCGGUCAAGGACAGUUAAGAGGUAACAUGAGUGGUUAUGAUCAGUUUUCCGGUGAUCCUCAUUUGCUUGGUUGGGGAGCCGCAGCGGCCGCACCAAGACCACCUUUUUAGAAUUGAAAAUUAUGUCCGUAACAUAGCUGUAACCAAAUUUCAUUUUUCAGAAUUAUAAGAAGAAAAAAAAAUAUCUUAUGAUACCGACUUCUUAAUGAUUUGGGGUUCGUUUGGUUUUAAAUUUAGUUGAUCAUAUGACUAUUUGAAUUCGUCUUCAAAUAUACUUCUCCAUCUCCAUUUUCUCUUCUUUUUUAAUCAAUAGGGUUUCGUGCU
Molecule: messenger RNA, 1129 nt
Organism: Arabidopsis arenosa
Lineage: Eukaryota; Viridiplantae; Streptophyta; Magnoliopsida; Brassicales; Brassicaceae
Source: the annotation of a GenBank genome assembly